Podarcis raffonei (Aeolian wall lizard) is the source of this 3984-nucleotide messenger RNA. RefSeq names its product Meis homeobox 2 (gene MEIS2). Gene Ontology annotation, molecular function: DNA-binding transcription activator activity, RNA polymerase II-specific; RNA polymerase II cis-regulatory region sequence-specific DNA binding. The coding region runs from base 1353 to 2849 and encodes 498 amino acids. NCBI's taxonomy places the organism in Eukaryota, Metazoa, Chordata, Lepidosauria, Squamata, Lacertidae. Gene Ontology annotation, biological process: embryonic pattern specification; brain development; positive regulation of transcription by RNA polymerase II. The record is from RefSeq and is a predicted model, not a curated record. The transcript has 13 exons.
AAGCCAGCCAGCAGCCAACCUGCCAACACUUACUGACACUCACUCAUCUCAGAGGGAGAGGUGAAGAGGGAGACAAAAUACCUACCGGGGAAAAAAAAAAAGAACGGAGGAAGUCCACGUUUUGCAAACUAUUCCAUUUUUCUUCGCAUCCUACCCCACCCUCCCCCUCCCGGUAGUUAAAAAAAAGGGGGGAGAGAGGGAGAAAAGAACCUAUAGCUCUCCUACAAGACAAACCCCAAACGCGGAGUUACUGAGAGAAGAACCCGAGGUUAAAAAGAUUCCUCUUUUCUUCUUCAUCAUCAUCAGCCAUCAUUCAUUCACUACCUUGACAUUCCAUGGCUUUGAUUGACAGCUGGAGUGGCAAAAAGCCAUGAGACACGACAGUUUGGUUACAUGUGGGUUGCUGACGGGCCGAUCGUAACCUUCAGUUGGGGGGUUGACGAUUUUUAAUUUUUUUUUUAAUUAUUAUUAUUUUUUACGCAAAGGAAGAAAAAAAAGGAAAGAGACAGAGAAAGGGGAAACGGAGAAGCAGCGCGCGGGAAAAAAGAAGAUCACAAACUCGACGGGGUUCUUUGCCUACUUUUUAUUGUUAUUGCUGUUGUCUUUUAUGAUUAUUUAAGCGUGCUGGAGAAGUCUAUAAGUGGGUCGAAAGGACAAGGGGGAAAAGGGCUUCUUCUUCUUCUUCACCACUCAAUCACUUUUUGUUGUUGUUGCUGGACUGGGAUAUUAAAUAUAGGACACCUCCAGGAGUUUAUCGGAGCGCAGACUGAUGGCGCAAAGGCCCUGCUUCCCACCGCCGCUCCGAAGUAUUAAUCUGUUUACUUGUGGGUUGUUUUGUUUAUUCGUGCUCCGCUCUCUUCUGACUCGGCGAACAUUUUUCGCUUCUUCCUCUCCACGCUUCCAGUUUCCUCCUUUAUUUUGCCUUCGGUAGAUUUCUCCUCGCCAUCAGCAAAAACACACACUCUGUCUCUCUUUCUCGCACACACAUACUCCCGGUCCCUUCAUUCCCUUCCCCCAGCUCUAUAAACUGCACUUUUUAUUUUGAUUUCAGUCUGUACAGCUUUCUCUCUCUCCACCCUCCCCUCUCUCUGUUGUGGCUGGUCCUGGUUUGUAGUUUUGCUCUGUUUUGUCUGAGUCUGGGUGCUUUACUCUCUUCUGACUUUUGUUGUUGUUGUGUUUUUUUAUUUUAUUUCUCUCUCCCUCUUUUUUUUGCUCUUUUUUUCCUUUCCUCAAACCCUCUUUUCUCCCCCUGGUUUUCUUUCUUUCUUUCUCUUUCUUUCUUUCUUUCUUUCUUUCUUUCUUCUGGCCCAUUUUCUUUUUGACAGUACGAUGAGCUGCCUCAUUACGGCGGGAUGGACGGAGUAGGGGUACCUGCUUCCAUGUACGGAGACCCUCACGCCCCCAGGCCGAUCCCCCCAGUCCACCACUUGAACCACGGGCCGCCACUCCAUGCCAGCCAGCAUUAUGGAGCCCACGCCCCGCACCCCAAUGUCAUGCCGGCCAGCAUGGGAUCGGCUGUCAACGACGCCCUGAAGCGGGACAAGGAUGCGAUCUACGGGCACCCGUUGUUCCCCCUCUUAGCUCUGGUCUUUGAGAAGUGCGAGCUGGCGACCUGUACCCCGCGAGAGCCUGGGGUGGCCGGCGGAGACGUCUGCUCCUCAGACUCCUUCAACGAGGACAUCGCCGUCUUCGCCAAACAGGUUCGGGCGGAAAAGCCACUUUUUUCUUCAAAUCCAGAGUUGGACAAUUUGAUGAUCCAAGCAAUACAAGUCUUAAGGUUUCACCUUUUGGAAUUAGAAAAGGUCCAUGAGUUGUGUGAUAAUUUCUGCCAUCGGUACAUUAGCUGUUUGAAAGGCAAAAUGCCCAUAGAUCUAGUUAUUGAUGAAAGAGAUGGCAGCUCCAAAUCUGAUCAUGAAGAGCUCUCAGGAUCAUCCACAAACUUAGCAGACCAUAAUCCUUCCUCUUGGAGAGACCACGAUGAUGCAACCUCAACGCACUCAGCAGGCACACCAGGGCCUUCCAGUGGGGGCCAUGCUUCCCAGAGUGGAGACAACAGCAGUGAGCAAGACUGCCAGCCAAAUGAACACUUUAGGAGGAGGUGUAUAAAUAUGUCUGCAGCACCCAGAGAGUUAAUCCACCCCAUUGUGCAUAGGUGUUGGAGCUCUUAUGGGGAUGGUUUAGACAACAGUGUAGCCUCUCCCGGCACAGGGGAUGAUGAUGAUCCAGACAAGGAUAAAAAGCGGCAGAAGAAAAGAGGAAUUUUCCCCAAAGUAGCAACAAAUAUCAUGAGAGCAUGGCUGUUCCAACAUCUCACACAUCCGUAUCCUUCAGAGGAGCAGAAGAAACAGUUAGCCCAAGACACGGGACUUACAAUUCUACAAGUAAACAACUGGUUUAUUAAUGCCAGAAGAAGAAUAGUACAGCCUAUGAUUGACCAGUCAAAUCGAGCAGGUUUUCUUCUUGAUCCUUCAGUGAGCCAAGGAGCAGCGUAUAGUCCAGAGGGUCAGCCAAUGGGAAGCUUUGUACUGGAUGGUCAGCAGCACAUGGGAAUCCGGCCUGCAGGUUUGCAAGGCAUACCAGGGGACUACAUAUCUCAGGGUGGUCCUAUGGGUAUGAGUAUGACACAGUCAAGUUACACUCCUCCCCAGAUGACCCCACACCCUACUCAAUUAAGACAUGGACCCCCUAUCCAUUCAUAUUUGCCAAGCCACCCCCAUCACCCAGCCAUGAUGAUGCACGGAGGACCCCCUACCCAUCCUGGAAUGACCAUGUCAGCACAGAGCCCCACCAUGUUAAAUACUGUAGACCCCAAUGUCGGUGGACAGCUUAUGGACAUUCAUGCCCAAUAGUAUAAGGAAACUCAAGGGAAGAAAAAAAAAACUAUUUUAAGACUUUUGAACUUUGACCAGAUGUUGACACUUAAUACACAAUUCCAGACAGCUGUGAUUAUUUUUUACUUUUGUCAUUUUUCAUCAACAACAGAGGACCAAUGGAAACAAGAACACAAAUGUGAAAUCAUGGGCUCACUGAAAACAAUCUAUUGUCCAUGUAAAGAUCCUCUGGGGGGAAAAAGACUCCAAGAGUUAUAACUACUGUAGUAUAUAAACAUAGGAACUAAGUUAACUUGUAUAUUUCUGUUGAUCACUCCGUUAUGUUGCCUCAAAUAGUUUUAGAAGGAGAAAAAAAUAUCCUUGUUUUCCACACUAUGUGUGUUGUUCCCAAAAGAAUGACUGUUUUGGUUCAGCAGUGAAGUCACUAUCCAUGAAAGACGAAAGUAUAUUUCAGACCUGUUUUGGCCAGUGAGAAAAGAAUUACCCUGGAGAUGAAGUUAAAGUCUUGCUGGGUCUCUCGUCACUCAGAAGACAGUUCCAAGAAGGCCUUGCCAUCCCCUGGUUUUGUUCCUUCAUAAAUGUGUCCUUUAGUUUCAAACAGAUCUUUUAUAGUUUGUGCUUCAUAAGCCCAAGAUAUUUUUGGACUCUUUUUUUUCAAAGAGCUUGCCGGUGAAAAUUUAAAAGGACAGAGCAGGAGCCUUCUUCUAGUAGUUCUGAGCCCUUGGCUUGGGACAAGACAAAUUGGAAGGUUGGGCAGCUUUCCUCAACAAAAGAAGAUAUUAAUGGUCUUUGCACCAAACCUAGAACAUUACCAUGAACUCAGAGCUUGGGAAAAAGCAAGAGAAUACUGUAACAAACUUCGUACAGAGUUCGGUCUAUUAAUUGUUUCAUGUUAGAUAUUCUAUGUGUUUACCUCAAUUGAAAAAAAAAGAAUGUUUUUGCUAGUAUCAGAUCUGCUGUGGAAUUGGUAUUGUAUGUCCAUGAAUUCUUCCUUUCUCAGCACGUGUUCCUCACUAGAAAAAAAAAUGCUGUUACCUUUAAGCUUUGUCAAAAUUUACAUUAAAAUACUUGUAUGAGGACUGUGACGUUAUGUUUUAAAGAAAAAGGUGUUAAGUCACAAAAUGCGGUAAUAAAUAUUUCAUUUUUGAUUUUU